AAGCUUACAAAGAUGUUAAUAAUAUACAUAUUCCUAUGAAAGAAGCACUUAAUGAUGCUCAGAUCAUUGAAACUUUAUUAGUAAAGCAAUUAGAAAAUAAGCAAGAUAAUCCAGAUAAUUCUAAUAAAGAACCACUAAAGAUUUUUGCUUCUGAAGAAUUAAACAGAUUAAAAAAUUUUAUCUUAUUUGCUGAACAACAUAUAUCAGCAAACCAAAAUAUGACAAUUAAUAAUAGAUUUUUUCUUAAUGAUUUGGAGUUCUCGAACAAUGAUAAUGGCAUUUAUGAUAAUAAUUAUUUUUUUGAUAACAAUGACUUUCCUAACAAUGAUCAUUUUUCAGAUAAUAAUGACUUUCUUGAUAAUGAUUAUUUUUCUGAUUCUAACUAUUUUUCUAAAUAUAAAAGGUUUUUUAAUAACUAUAAUAGUUCUUCCAAUGAUAUUAUAACUAACUAG
Messenger RNA from Cetraspora pellucida, 452 nucleotides. The record is from the annotation of a GenBank genome assembly. Lineage: Eukaryota; Fungi; Glomeromycota; Glomeromycetes; Diversisporales; Gigasporaceae.